AUGGAGCAGGACCCUGGAUUCAUCGCCGCGGUGGAGGAGGCCAAGCAAGGCGCUGCUGAGGGCGGCGUCCCCAUCGGAGCCUGUCUGGUCUCCAAGGACGGCAAGAUCUUGGGUCGAGGCCACAAUAUGCGUGUGCAGAAGGGUAGUCCCGUCCUGCAUGCCGAGAUGUCUGCUCUCGAAAACUCUGGACGUCUUCCCGCAUCGGCGUACGAGGGUGCCACCAUGUAUACGACGUUGUCCCCUUGUGACAUGUGUACCGGGGCAUGCAUCCUGUACAAGAUCAAGCGAGUGAUCGUCGGCGAGAACAAGAACUUUGUCGGUGGUGAGGAGCUGCUGAUCAGCAAGGGCAAGGAGCUGGUGAUCUUGGACAACCAGGAGUGCAAGGACAUGAUGGCCAAGUUCAUCAAGGAGAAGCCUGAGCCAUGGUAA
Molecule: messenger RNA, 429 nt
Organism: Penicillium diatomitis
Lineage: Eukaryota; Fungi; Ascomycota; Eurotiomycetes; Eurotiales; Aspergillaceae
Product: cytosine deaminase
Exons: 2
Coding region: 1-429 (142 amino acids)
Cellular component (GO): cytoplasm; nucleus
Molecular function (GO): diaminohydroxyphosphoribosylaminopyrimidine deaminase activity
Source: RefSeq, a predicted model, not a curated record